UAUCAGAUAAGCGAGUGAAAUAGAAAUGGGUUGAAAUGAAUGGAAAAAUUUGAUACUGUCGUCAAAUGACAUGAUGAAAUUCGUUUAACUGAUUAAGUUUGACAUCAUUAAUGAGAUAAUCUGGAAAUAUCAUCGUACCGACCCGUAUGACUGUGAAAAAUAUGUCAGGUUACAGUGAUCUCAUUAGAAGGUGAUGGUUUCAAAAUUCGUUACACCCUCUUGCUAUAGUAAUUGUAUGAAAAGUUAUUUUUAAAAUAUCUACCCAAACAAUGAAAAGAAUCACAUGGUUUUUCUUAUAAAAACUGAGGGAAACACCUCAGAACUUCACUCUGGUUCUAAUCAGGAUGGCAUCAUACAAUUGCACUUGUGAGAAAAGAGAGGAGAUUUUAAAACUCCUGAAUUAUAUCAUGGAAGAUAUAAAAACUAUGGAGUGUCCAAUGGCCUUACGUUUACAUAAGAGGAAAACGUUUUUCAGUACGCCUGAUGUUUCUCCGGUGGGGAAAAAGUCCAACAGAAAUGGACCGCCGAACGCACCACGACGUCCGCCCCGUCUUGUGAUGGAGAUCAUAAGCGUAGAAGAUUCGGAUAGUUUGGUGCAACUACUGAACGAUAGCACCUUUGAGGAGGAACAAAACGAGUCAAUGACGGUAGAAGUUAUGGAAAAAAAAUGAGGAGAAAAAUGAAUG
This is a messenger RNA of Saccostrea cuccullata (small rock oyster), 686 nucleotides long. RefSeq lists its product as uncharacterized. Lineage: Eukaryota; Metazoa; Mollusca; Bivalvia; Ostreida; Ostreidae. The transcript has 9 exons. The record is from RefSeq and is a predicted model, not a curated record. Bases 345 to 671 code for a protein of 108 amino acids.